Molecule: messenger RNA, 2024 nt
Organism: Cydia fagiglandana
Lineage: Eukaryota; Metazoa; Arthropoda; Insecta; Lepidoptera; Tortricidae
Gene: Atac2
Product: cysteine-rich protein 2-binding protein
Exons: 15
Coding region: 41-2005 (654 amino acids)
Molecular function (GO): histone acetyltransferase activity
Source: RefSeq, a predicted model, not a curated record
AAAUCAAAUUAACUAACUUUAUUCUAGUGUUUCAUGAACAAUGACGACAAUUUGCAAGUAUUGUAACGAGCCUGAAAACAAGCAAUACCGACCCGGUCUAAUCUGUGAUACCUGUAUAUGUUUCGUACAUUUGACUUGUUUGAGGCGGCAAGGGACUCCCGGGGACUUGGCUUGCGAUGUAUUCUUCGAUUUCACAUGUAAGGAAUGCUCUCCAAAUAAAAAAGAAGUGUUUUCAAGGAACAGAUUUCCGUGGGUGAGUGUAAUCCUGCUAACGCUGCACCAUCUCACUACCAAUGCAUACGGCAUCAGCAACCAUGGAUUCUUCCAUUACAAGACUCACAUCUGCUCCUUCAUUGACCGCAACUGGAGCCUAUUAUUUGAUCCACAAUUCAAACAAAAGAAGAACUGGGUAGGCACUAUAGCGGGCUGUCUCUCAGUGUACAGCAACAUAAUCUUCCGCUCCGGCUCAACUAUAUUGGGAGAGACGGGCUGGUGGCAGCUACAGCAUUCAUUCUCGCCAGCUGUCGCUUCACAUAUCAUCCAAGAGAUUGCGAGAGACAAGCCAAAAGGCCGGCCUCGGGGACAGGUGGCGCUCGACAUCAAUGUGUUCUCCGAGAAGGUCAUCGAAAUGGGCUAUAAAGAAUACCUAAGAACCGAGGAACCUCAGUUGAUCAUCGAGAGGCCGGCCAAGCAACGCAAGUUAGACCUCGACUACGGGACCAGUUUCUACGACCAACUUGAAGCAGACUCCAGCAGACAAUCGGUGGUGGAGGAGGGUGCCGAAGGAUCGUGCUCGGACGACGCGCGGUUCGACUUCGUGCCGCGCUACGUACUCCCGUAUUUCCAGAGCGAUUCAUCCAGCGUGCACUCUCCGCCCGUGCACCAGACGAUCUACUACGAUUCGGACUCUCGCAGCGCCUCCCCACACAGACCCGAGCCGCAACCCGAGCCACCCGAGCCUGAGGAAAAACCCGAGAAAAAGAAGGUUGAGGAGAAGCGAGAAUUGACGAGAGAGUCGAUGUUUUCCAAAGAGCCGAACAGCCUGGAGUUACCGUGGGUCGAACAGGAAAAAUAUGAGGUACAAAAAGAUCUAGUCGAGCUGACACAAUAUGAAGAGGUCCAACUGCUCAAACAAGUCGAGAACCUGAUCCCCAAAGUGAAGGACCCUAGGAAAAGGGCCCAUCUCCACAGGCUAAGGGCCAAAUUGGCGCUGCGCCGCCUCAAAAGGCAUAAGAGGCUGCCUGUCUUCGAUAUGGACAAGGCUGUCAAAGUGCUGUCAGGCCAAGUGCCAGAAGAGGUUCAAGCCGUCACCAGCGUGGAACGAGUGCUCGACAGGUUCCAGAGAUCGUAUCUCCACGACAACCUAUGCGGCACCAUCCUGGACACAACCUACGCCGUGACCGUACUGUCCCACAUCGAGCCUUCUCCGUUCCGCUCCGCUUACACCAACGCUUUGCUCAAACCUUACAUAAGGAGGGACUGUGAAAGCAAGCCCUUGUGGUUACGAGUUACUGAUGAACUGCUCACAAAAGCCAACAGAAACGUUCCAGAUUACAAACUUCCGCCGCACGCGUCCAUAGACUAUUCCUACGUGCGUCCACACCACAUAGCAGCCGUCAACAAUCUGUGCGCGCAGUUCUUCUGGCCCGGCAUAGACUUGACCGAGGCGCUGGAAUAUCCUGAAUUCAGCUGCGUAGUGACGUACAAGCGACUUAUCAUCGGCUGCGCUUUCUUAGUACCAGCGGACGUGGCCUACAUCUCCUUCAUAUUAGUACGGCCUGAGUGGAGGAGAGCCGGCAUUGCUACCUUCAUGUUAUAUCACUUGCUGCAGACAUGCACAGGCAAGGAUGUCACACUGCACGUCUCGCCGACGAACCCUUCCAUCUUCCUCUACCAGAAGUUUGGAUUCAAAGUCGAGGAGCUAGUUCAGGAUUUCUACGAGAAAUACUACGACAUCGACUACAAAGGUUGCCGCCACGCACUGUUCCUAAGACUCACCAGAUAAAUAAAUGUAUUUUACUGAU